Parnassius mnemosyne (clouded apollo) is the source of this 1443-nucleotide messenger RNA. NCBI's taxonomy places the organism in Eukaryota, Metazoa, Arthropoda, Insecta, Lepidoptera, Papilionidae. The record is from the annotation of a GenBank genome assembly.
AUGGAUCGCAUUCAAAAGCUAGAAAAAGAAAUAAAUAACUUGCGUAAAGCUUUACAAGAAAAAGAAAGUGAAUUGUUUGAAAUGAAAAGAAAUUGGAUGCCGGUACAUCCAAAUAAUAAUUUAAAUCAAGAAGAUGCCGCACAAUUACAACAACAUAACUUGAAGAAUGUGACCAAAGUGUAUUACGGUGAUAAACUUCCCAAGUGGGCUAUUGAAAGGUACAGUCGACAAAUACUUCUCCCGGAUAUCGGAGUUCAAGGUCAGGAGAAGCUAUGUGCUGCGAAGGUGCUGGUGGUAGGAGCCGGGGGACUCGGAUGUCCAGCGUCAGUUUAUCUGGCCGGCGCUGGUGUUGGCGAAAUCGGGAUAGUGGAUUAUGACAGUGUGGACCUCACAAACAUUCACAGACAGAUCUUGCACACUGAAAGAGAUCAGAACACUAGUAAAGCAGAGUCAGCUGCGGACACAUUGAGAAGCAUCAACUCCCACAUCAAGAUCACUCCGUACACCGUCCAGCUGGAUUCGAACAACGCCCUGGGUAUUGCGUCCCGAUACGACGUGAUCCUCGACUGCAGCGACAAUGUGCCCACUAGGUACUUGCUGAACGACGUGUGCGCAAUCGCUAAGAAACCGUUAAUAUCUGGCAGUGCCUUGAAAAUGGAAGGCCAACUGACGGUAUAUGGAUAUCGAGCUGACAGAAACCACAACGAGAAGGAUCUAUCGCACCAAGGCCCAUGCUACCGCUGCGUGUUCCCGAACCCCCCACCAGCUGAGGCCGUUGGCAGCUGUUCGGCGAAUGGAGUGGCGGGGCCGGUUCCAGGAGUUAUUGGUGCUUUACAGGCUUUGGAAGCGAUCAAACUAAUUGUUGGGCAAACGCACGAGAAGUUACUCGUCGGCAGGUUACUUAUCUUUGAUGGAGAGGACGUCACCUUUAGAACGGUUAAACUGCGCCCACGUAACUCGCAGUGUGCUGCCUGUUCAGAAUCACCGACUAUCACCCGACUUGUCGACUACGAAGCGUUUUGUAAAGCGCAAGCCAAAGAGAAGGACCUGGAUCUUCAAAUUCUUUCACCUGAAUACCGUAUCACGGCCUCACAAUUGGAGGAGCAGCUGAAAAAGUUGAUUCUUGAGGUGGACUCAAAUCAAAAGGAACGCCAUCUGUUGGUAGAUGUUCGAAGCGAAGCGGAGUUCAACAUGUGCCGCAUAGAUGGCGCUGUCAACUAUCCAAUCGAUCAAUUUCGAGGGGACAAGGUGGACGAGAUUUUGCGAAUGGUCAACGAUAAGAAUCAAGUGACAUUCGUCUGUAGAAGAGGAAACGACUCUCAAAUAGCAGCGAAGAUGGUUAUAGACCUCAUUGAUGAAGAGCAUAAAGGCAACGUGAAGGAUCUGGUUGGCGGACUCCACGCUUGGUCCGAUAGUGUAGAUAGAGACUUUCCGAUCUAUUGA